Molecule: messenger RNA, 4815 nt
Organism: Gadus macrocephalus (Pacific cod)
Lineage: Eukaryota; Metazoa; Chordata; Actinopteri; Gadiformes; Gadidae
Product: protein phosphatase Slingshot homolog 3
Exons: 16
Coding region: 1621-3582 (653 amino acids)
Biological process (GO): protein dephosphorylation; actin cytoskeleton organization; negative regulation of actin filament polymerization
Cellular component (GO): cytoplasm
Molecular function (GO): actin binding; protein tyrosine/serine/threonine phosphatase activity
Source: RefSeq, a predicted model, not a curated record
UUUACUUUUCUCCGUGUGCCUCUCUUCCUGGUUGCAUGGCCGUGGUGGACGCUAGGCGUCAGAACCCAGGUUCCUCGACGCUCAUAGGAGUCUCAACUUGGUGAAAGCCUUCGCCGCGUCUUCUGUUCAGUGGUUCUGCUGGACUUAUCAGUCGAGAUCACCUUCUAAAGACGUCGUUGAUGAAAGCAACACACGAUCGGACAAAGGAUUCAUACGUUUUACAAUUUGAUCCCAGUUUUGCAGAUCGCUGUGGCAGAACAUUCCUGCGUGGGAAGAACACUAGAAGAAAGAACCAAAUAUCUGAGAGCUGACACGCCCGCCUGCAACACGCUCUGCCGGGGACACGGUUCUCCCGACGGCUCUCUGGGUCUCGCGUCCCAUUUCGAGAACCAUAGUCCAAACUGGACAGGCUGGUGUUGAGCGUCUCUGUGCUGUGGAAUGGCUCUUCUCACCCUGCACAGAACACCUUCUGUCUCCACCGUAAGUAUAGCCUGCUCUCCAUGGCGCCUCAAGCCGCACACAGCAAUAUAGUCAUUAUUGAAUAGGGUUUGGUUUACUGUGUGCCUUGACUGCACAUCAUAUGCCACACUGUGCUGUAGACACACAAACUGCCUGAAUUAGACCAUUCAUGCAGAACCCAUUAGGCUUGCUUCAUGAAAAAACAAUCUUCCCCCGCAGGCGAUGUAACUGUUUGUUGCAUAGCUGCACUGUUUGGCUCGUGGAAAAGCAGGAAUGCUGCAAUUGAAUACCGCUCUGUUAUGUCUAUUAUCGUGGAACAUGAACAAUGCCUAAGCUAGUUUAUAUAGACAGUAGACACCCGAUUCUCACCUAUAAACGGGUAGUCCAUAUCUCAGCCUUACAUUGACACGUAGGCCAAUGCUCCACAAUCUCAUCAACCUUUGUCUAUGGCUUUAUCUGUCGUGUUUAUCUUUUCUUGUUUCACAUGUCAUUCUUUCCCUUUCGCUUGAUUUAAAAACAGCUCAAUGAUUAAACUUUAGUUGCCUCCUAGCUAUGAGUUGUGCUGUGGCCAUGUGAGGUAAAAACUAAGAAGCAUUCCCCGUUUGUAAACUGGCCCGCCUCUCCCCUCUGAUAUAAAAAUAAAAAGCUGUAAUGCUUUCCUACUGUCAACUCAUUUGUUAACUACUCUUCUCUCCUUUUGUAAACGCCCCCAACCCCUUGCAGUGAUCUUCCUAUGCCUGCUUCUCAUCUUAUUUCCCUCUUUUUUUGUUUUGUUUCUUGACUCUGACUGGACAUGUCAGUUGCAUAACAGGUAAUGCCGGUGUCUCAAGUUUCUCUCAAACCCUUUACACCACAGUUAGCUUCUAUUCUCCUCCCUGUCGCUGGUUCCCGAUCCACAUUCUCUCCGUCUUUCUUCUUCAUCCUCUCCUGCACUCCAUGUUAGUUUGUUUGCAUUAAUCCUCAUUUUUUUAACGUGUCGCCCUACCUAGUCCCUGAACCACGUUGUGUUAACACAGCUCCUUGUUAUUCCAGCUCUGUCACUCCUUCAGAGAUGACUGCUGAAUGACAUUUCUGUACAGUUAUGUAACACAUGCAUACACAGAACCGCCCACCCUUCCACUGCCAGGAGUCAGUGAAGGGAGAUGAUUGGAAUGUGUAAAUAUGUAUCUCAUGACCACAUACACACAAACCUACAUUGGACUGCCACAAUGGAAAAUGCUUUGUGUUGUCAUACUAUUGCCUUGUUUAGUUGUGCAGUUGGUAAUAUUUGUGUGUGUUUUUGUUUUUCAAAAGGAUGAAAGCAUCCCUAGGAGAGGAAAUCUACAGAAAAGGGAGAGCUUCGCAUGGGUCAAGGGGGUUGUCCUUCUGCUGGAAGAGGGAGAGAGGGAGGGGUCCAAUGAGGGUCUCUCGCCCGAUCGCAGCCCCUCUCCCAAGCCGGAGGGGGGGCCGCCGCCAGACACGCGCCACAGACACCUCCAGGCCAUGGUCUCGCUGCUCAGACCCGAGGACACCGUCAAACUGGCGGUCCAGCUGGAGUCUUCAAGUCCGGUACGGGUCCGCUACCUGAUAGUGAUCUCCACCUGUAGUAACAAACAUGAGAGCGUCCUGCUGGGAAUGGACUUCCCCAAGGCAGACAGUGACGAGUGCACCAUCGGGUUGGUGCUGCCGGUGUGGAGCGACACCCAGGUUUACCUGGACGGAGACGGCGGAUUCAGUGUGACCACGGCAGAGGAGACCAGAAUCUUCAAGCCUGUGUCUAUCCAGACCAUGUGGUCGGUCCUUCAGGCCCUGCACGGCUGCUGUGAGCGGGCGGUGAAGGGAGCGGUGAUCCCCGGCUGCGGGCUGGACUGGGCCGCCCACUACCAGCGCUACGUGGAGUCGGACCGCUACUGCCUCAACGAGUGGGAGGCCAUGAACGACCUGCAGUCGAUGCGCAAGGAGAGCGAAGGACAGGGGUUCUCCCAGCGCUCCUCCAUCGAGGCCCAGAUCAAGGACCACCUCCGGGACAUCAUGAGGACAGAGGACCUGGACAACCUGACCUCCAAGAUGGUUCGGACCGGUCUGGAGACCAGGAUGAACAUGGACAUGAUGGCCUACAGGGAGUACAUCGACAAUGAGAUGAUGGUCACCUUCGCCCAGAUGGACAAACCCUCCCGGAUCUUUGACUACCUUUACCUGGGCUCAGAGUGGAAUGCUGCCAACUUUGAGGAGCUGCAGAAAAACAAUGUGGGCUACAUCCUCAACGUGACUCGGGAGAUCGACAACUUCUUCCCCGAGGCGUUCACCUACAUGAACAUCAGGGUGUACGAUGUGGAGGCCACCGACCUGCUACCCCACUGGACCGACACCUACCAGUUCAUCAACACCGCCAGGAAGAGCGGGCAGGCGGUGCUUGUGCACUGUAAGAUGGGCGUGUCCCGCUCAGCGUCCACAGUCAUCGCCUACGCCAUGAAGCAGCAGCGCUGGCCCGUGGACGAGGCGCAGGCCUACGUACGGGAGUGCCGGCCCAUCACCAGGCCCAACGACGGCUUCGCCCGGCAGCUGCAGACCUACAACGGCAUCCUGAACGCCAGCCAGCAGCGCCACAGCGCCCUCUGGCGGCGGAAGUCGAGAGAUCAGAGAAAUUUGUCACUUCACAAGGAGGACGAACCAGAAGCCGAAAGGGAUAGCCAAGGGGACGAGGGAGAGGAGGAUUUUGAAGAGGAAGAUACUGAUGAGGACGAAGAAGAAGAGGAGGAGGAGAUACCUGAUAUUGUUGGCAUUGACAAAGUAUUUGAGGACCAGCCUGCAACCAAUCAGGAGCCUUCGCUAAUGGAAGCCCCAGCCCCAGCAGCUGCCACUCCCAAUCCCAAUCCCAAUCCCAAUCCUACGAUCACAGUGCAGGACAGUGACAAGACGGUCCUGAACCGAAGCGGGAGGAUGAACCUCUUCUCUCUGAUGCAGUCCAUCAGCGAGCUGGACGACGACAAGUUACCCAGCAGCCCGCGGCGAUCUCCGAUGCAACGGAGGCGGAGCCAGGCGCGGAAGGGCCUGACUCACCAGAGAGCCUGUGUGGACGUUUCCCCCGAGCCCCGCAGCAAAUCAGAGAAGAGGAUACAGGAUGCGGAUGGGAAAAGCAUGUGAUUGGUUGAACAGAAGAGAGAAGGAGAGUGUUGAUCGAGGGAUUCACUCAAAUACCCUGAUGUCCAAGUAGGCAGAGGUUGUGAAGCGUGACUGAUUGAAGUAUUCUCUCGACAAGCUAUUUGAACGCAGCUGCAUUAUCGCUCUCACUAAUUUAUUGUCACUCUUUUAAAAUAUUGGUCCAAUCUUUUUUUUUAUGCAUCCAUUUCAUUCCGUUGGGGAAUACCUUUUAUAUGCUCGCUGUAUCGUGAGCUGGUCAGUAUUGGGGCCGUUAAAAGCGCAACUGGCCACCAAAUUGGUUUAGGUAUUCAAGACAUUAUUUCUGUUUAUUUCAUGCACGUCUCAGAUCCAGUGGCAUCCCUUACUCUGCUGUUAUUUACUUUGAAUACCCCCCUGGUCCACUCGUGGACCUCACAUAGUAUAGUUCUAUACCUCCCAACUAACGGCAUGUAUAUGCAAUUCAAAGUAUUUUUCCAUUCAACAUGUUUGAGGCUCUAUGCUGCCAGUGUAGAUGAGUUUUGUAAAGAGAGUAACAGUUUACUCUAUGUAUUUACUUAUGGGAGAUUUUAGCUGGGUGCAUAAUAACAAUGUAUUCCAAUAUACCAAUUUCCAACAUACCAACUCUUUUCAUUGUAAAACAACAAAUCUAUAAGUGCCUUAAACAUGAAUUUAGUUUAAGAAAAUUAAGGCUUUUUUUUUUCUUGGAUUUAUUUUUAGGAUAUAUAUUCACUACAAGUUGGUGACUGUUAGUAAGUGUGUGAUUAUGGUUCCAUUUUGUACUUCGCAAUGGGGGAUGUUUUGCUGUUCCUACUUUGAAAGUAUUACAUGCAUAUAUAAAUAUAUAUAGAAAUGCUGAACCAAUGCUGGGGCAUGUCAUUUUCCUUUUUCGUAUCUUCCUUCAAUGAAAGAGGAAUGAAUACAUUCAGGAUUAUGUCCUGAUGUGUAUUUAAUGGAUGUGCUUUUUCACCCCUACACUCUGAUCGGGUUUAUGAUGCUUUGGUGUUCACACUGGCCAACGUAGAACUUGCUGUUUUCAUGGCAUGCAUGAAACACCAUGCACUUUAUUAUUUAAUCACACACACCAUGUCCAUUCCCUGAGCCUAUGGUCACCUUGUGUUAUGAUGAAUUGUAUCAGACGUAUUUCUAUGACCUCCCACGAUGUCUCUCAGCACAUUGCAUAUUUUACCGUUUACAACACUUGCUCUACGAGUGAUCCAAUAAAAUAUUCUACUUAAA